AUGACAUCUUUAACUUCCGCUAAACUAUGCUUCCUGCCUCAUUGCCUUGUCAUCUUGUUGUAUGUUUCAUCACCAAAUUGGGUUGCUUUUCCUUCUGCUACUUCUACUUCUGAUACUGAAGCAAAGCAAUCCAAAACCAAGAACAAGCCCAAACCAAGAACAAGCCCAUGCACUUGGACUGGUGUUUCAUGCAACUCAGCUGGAAGUGUCAGAAAGAUAGACCUUUCCACUUGUGGUAUACAAGGUACGCUACAUGAAUUUUCAUUCUUGUCCUUCCCUAAUCUUGAAUAUCUUGACCUCCAUAUAAACGAACUAUUUGAUACCAUCCCACCUCAAAUCAGUAACCUCUCCAAACUCUACAAUCUUGAUCUCUCGAACAAUCAGUUUUCUGGGAGAAUCCCACCAGAAAUCAGUCUGUUGAGAAAUCUUACCUAUCUCUAUCUCUAUGGUAAUAAACUUUCUGGUUUGAUUCCCAAGGAGAUAGGGAACUUGAAAUCUCUUGUACAACUACAAUUUCUCGAUAACAAUUUAACUGGUCUCAUCCCUCCAAAUAUUGGUAACUUAAUAAAGCUACACACUUUGUACUUGCAAAACAAUCAACUUUCUGGUUUGAUUCCCAAGGAGAUAUGUAACUUGAAAUAUCUUGUAAUCCUUGAUUUGAGCACUAAUCAACUCAACGAUUCAAUUCCAACCUCAUUUGCUAACUUGAGCAACUUGGAGACCUUAUCCCUAAGCAAUAACCAACUUUUUGGUUUGAUUCCCAAGGAGAUAGGGAACUUGAAAUCUCUUGUAUUCCUAGAUUUGAGCAUUAACCAACUCAAAGAUUCAAUUCCAACUUCAUUUGCUAACUUGAGCAACUUGGAGACCUUAUCCCUAAGCGAUAACCAACUUUCUGGUUUGAUUCCCAAGGAGAUAGGGAACUUGAAAUCUCUUGUAUUCCUAGAUUUGAGCAUUAAUCAACUCAAAGAUUCAAUUCCAACUUCAUUUGCUAACUUGAGACACUUGGACUACUUAUGCCUACGCGAGAACCAACUUUCCGGCUCCAUUCCCCAAGAGUUAGAGAAUCUCAAGAAUUUGACUAGUUUGCAGUUGAGUAGAAACCAAUUUUCUGGUUAUCUGCCCCAAAAUAUUUUCCAAGGUGGAAAACUCACAUACUUUGUGGCAGGCAAAAACUAUUUGACUGGUCCAAUCCCCAAAAGCUUGAAAAACUGCACGAGCUUAGUCAGAGUCCGUCUUGAACAUAACCAAUUUACAAGCAAUAUAACUGAAGAGUUUGGUGUCUAUCCAAAUCUUGAUUUUAUAGAUGUAAGCCAUAACAACUUGUACGGAGAAAUCUCACACAAUUGGCAAAAAUGCCCAAAGUUGACAACCCUACUACUUGCGGGAAACAACCUUACUGGGAGCAUCCCACCUGAGAUAGGCAAUGCAACCCAAAUUCAUGAGCUAGAUCUCUCUUCAAAUCAUUUAGUUGGGUUGAUCCCAAAAGAAUUCGGGAGGUUGUCUUUGUUGGUCAAGUUGAUGUUGAAUGGAAAUCAACUUUUGGGUCGUAUACCGUUGGAAUUCGGAUCAUUGAAUGAUCUUGAAUAUCUUGACUUGUCAACAAACAAAUUGAAUGAGUCAAUUCCCAGCAUUCUAGUUGACUUGUUCAGAUUGCACUACUUGAAUUUGAGCAACAACAAGUUUUCUCAAGCAAUUCCAUUUAAGUUGGGGAAGUUAGUUCAAUUGAAUGACUUGGAUUUAAGUCAUAACUCACUUGAAGGUAAGAUACCAUCAGAAAUGGGUAGUAUGCAGAGUUUGGGGACACUUGAUCUUUCCCACAACAAUCUUUCGGGUUCCAUACCAUCAAGUUUCGAAGAGAUGCACGGCUUGUCGUACGUUGACAUAUCCUACAAUCACUUGGAAGGUCCCCUUCCUAACAUCAGUGCAUUUCGAGAAGCUCUGCCAGAAAGAUUGAAAGGGAACAAAGGAUUGUGUGGUAAAGUUGGAGUUCUGCUGCCAGCCUGCAAUGCACAUCCAUAUGGCUCAAAAAAGGACCACAAGUUAAUAUUCUCUCUUCUAGCGGUAUUUGUACUUGUUUUUGCUUUCUUUGCAAUUAUCUUUGUAAUAGUGCAAAGAAAGAAGAAGCAUCACGAUACUAAACAAAAUCACAUGCAUGGAGAAAUUUCCUUUUCAGUUUUAAAUUUUGAUGGAAAAUCAAUGUAUGAGGAAAUCAUAAGGGCAACAGAAGAUUUUGAUUCCACAUAUUGCAUUGGGAAGGGAGGACAUGGAAGCGUCUACAUAGUGAAUUUGUCAUCUGGAGACGUAGUGGCCGUGAAGAAACUUCAUCUACUAUGGGAUGGCGAGACAGAAUUUCAGAAGGAGUUCUUGAAUGAAGUAAGGGCACUUAGUGAGAUAAGACAUCGGAAUAUUGUCAAGCUCUAUGGUUUCUGCACACAUAAACGACACUCAUUUUUGGUGUAUGAGUAUCUUGAAAGAGGUAGCUUGGCCGCAAUGUUGAGCAAAGAUGAAGAAGCUACAGAGUUGGGGUGGAGUAAAAGGGUGAAUAUUGUUAAAGGCUUAGCUCAUGCCUUGUCUUACAUGCACCACGAUUGCUUGCCACCGAUUGUACAUCGUGACAUCUCAAGCAAGAACAUUUUGUUGGAUUCUGAAUAUGAGGCCUGUGUUUCAGACUUUGGCACUGCUAAGUUUUUAAAUCCAGACUCAACUAAUUGGACUACCGCUGCAGGCACAUAUGGUUACAUGGCACCAGAGCUUGCAUAUACAAUGGAAGUGAACGAAAAGUCCGAUGUUUAUAGCUUUGGAGUUGUCACACUGGAAAUAAUUAUGGGAAGCCAUCCAGGAGAUGUUUUAUCAUCUUUAUCAUCCGGGGCAUCAUCUUCGUCCUCAUCUGCAUCACCUGCCCCUGAAAUGCCAAUUUCGAAAGUUCUGGACCAGCGCAUCUCCCCACCCACAAAACAAGAAGCAGGGGAGGUGGUCUCUCUGGUGAAGAUCGCAUUUGCAUCCUUGAAUCCCAGUUCGCAGUGUCGUCCAACAAUGAAGAAAGUUUCUCAGCUCCUGUCAUCAACGCAGAGGCUGCAUUUGUCAAAGCCAUUACAUAUGACAACAUGUGGUGAAUUGCUUGCUCUUGAUGGUUUCACUGCCUGA
Molecule: messenger RNA, 3144 nt
Organism: Prunus dulcis (almond)
Lineage: Eukaryota; Viridiplantae; Streptophyta; Magnoliopsida; Rosales; Rosaceae
Product: MDIS1-interacting receptor like kinase 2-like
Exons: 3
Coding region: 1-3144 (1047 amino acids)
Biological process (GO): protein phosphorylation
Molecular function (GO): ATP binding; protein kinase activity; protein binding
Source: RefSeq, a predicted model, not a curated record